Molecule: messenger RNA, 1547 nt
Organism: Polyodon spathula (Mississippi paddlefish)
Lineage: Eukaryota; Metazoa; Chordata; Actinopteri; Acipenseriformes; Polyodontidae
Gene: hoxc6a
Product: homeobox C6a
Exons: 2
Coding region: 615-1322 (235 amino acids)
Biological process (GO): anterior/posterior pattern specification; regulation of transcription by RNA polymerase II
Cellular component (GO): nucleus
Molecular function (GO): DNA-binding transcription factor activity, RNA polymerase II-specific; RNA polymerase II cis-regulatory region sequence-specific DNA binding
Source: RefSeq, a predicted model, not a curated record
UAUAGGAGUCUUUAAAAUCCUUUUUUUUUCAAACGAAAUGUGAUUUGAUUUUGUUUUUAAACGCAACAUUUGUCUUAGUUGUUUGAUUGUCCGGUUGGUAAAAGCUGAUGUAUCUUCAUCUCAGCGCAGGAUUUUUAUUAUUAUUAACUAAAAAAGAAAAUAUAUUUUAUUCCACACUUUCCUAUAGGCCUAUAUAUUUCUCUUCAGUAAAAUGCAUUAAUUGAAUAUCAACCUAAAAACAUAUGCUAUAUAAAUAAAACUACCCGAAUAUAAAUAAUUUUUUGUUUAAUAUCUGUAUAUAUUUAUAUGCACACUUAGUUUCAGCUCGGGAAAUCAACGCAAGCCUGGGCAAUUUUUCCCCCCUGUUUUGACAUCUGCCUCGCUAUUGGCGGAAAGCUGGUCAGCUGACUUUGUCAUUUCGUCCGUCUUUGAGUGGAGCCUUAGUUAUAACAAUCUAGUUCUGCGUCUACAACCGGAGUCCCGAAAUAAAUAUUAAAGAAACAUUCAAGCCGUCUGAGGCAGAGAGAGAGAGAGAGAGAGAGAGAGAGAGAGAGAGAGAGAGAGAGAGAGAGAGAGAAAGAGAGAAAGAGAGAGAGAAAGAGAGGGGGGAAACUAUGAAUUCCUAUUUCACUAACCCGUCGCUCUCCUGCCAUUUAGGAAGCGCAGGGCAAGACGUUUUACCCAACGUAGCCCUGAACACAGCCGCCUAUGACCCUGUGAGGCACUUCUCGUACGGUGCAGCCGUGGCGCAGAAUCGGAUAUACUCGUCCCCUUUCUACUCGCCCCAAGAAAACGUUGUGUUCGGCUCCAGCCGUGGGCCUUACGAAUAUGGAUCUAAUGUGUUUUACCAAGACAAAGAUAUCCUUCCGAGCUGCAGGCAAUCGGCUAUGGGCCACACUUCACAGCCCUCCAUAGUGCAGGACUACAGCACUGACCCGAGCAGGACUGCGGGGCAGGACCAGAAGGGAGGCAGUGUGCAGAUAUACCCGUGGAUGCAGAGAAUGAACUCACACAGUGGGGUUGGGUACGGUUCAGAUAGACGGAGGGGUCGCCAGAUUUAUUCGCGGUAUCAGACUUUAGAGCUGGAGAAAGAAUUCCAUUUCAACCGCUACCUGACCCGCCGCAGACGUAUCGAGAUCGCCAACGCGCUCUGUCUAACCGAACGCCAGAUCAAAAUCUGGUUCCAGAACCGGCGGAUGAAAUGGAAGAAGGAAAGCAAUCAGAACUCCGUUCUGCCCGGCGGUACAGAACACGGACCCGGUCCGGAAACCCAAGAAGAAGAAAAACAAGAAGAGGCUGAGGAAGAAAAACAGAAAGAGUAAAACGAGAAAACAAAUCAUUCCUUAAAGGCAAAAAACACCCUAUGACUGUCGCUACACGCCCCUAACUACACUACCUAUAUUGCUGGCACAAAUUGAUAAUAAGCACUGUAUGCAAGUCAGGCGAUCUGUAUGGCUGCAACGAGGCCCCGUACUAUCCACUCAUUUGAAGUCUUGUAUUAAGACACUCUUAUUUUUAUGUGUUAGAAGUGGGGAAAAAAUAUUUCG